AUGCAUUUGCGAAUCAUCUUCUUCCUAGCAACUGGAUUUUGUGCAGUUUUUGCGCACUCGUUACCUUCUCUCGAACAACGUUCCUUACAGGACGAUCUUCAGGACUUUCUAGAUCUUAUUCCCUUUGAACAAAUUAGAAAUACUGUGCAAGAAUAUUUAGACAACGAUUCCGAAGUGCAAGAGGCAUACGAAUAUCUGAAAUCGGAUGAAUUUGCCAAAGCCUGGAAGUAUGCUGUCGAACAUCCGGAUAUUUUGGAAAUUCUGGAUUAUUUACAGGAAAGCGGCCUGGACAUUGUAGAGCUUUUGAACAAAAUUGCUGACUAUUUAGGUCUCCAGACCUUGGAACCAAGAUCCAUCAAUUACAACGAUGAAAUUCCAAUUUCCACAGGUGGUCUCAAGGAAUUGGUGAAUAAAAUUAAGGACAUGUUACCUUUAACCGAUUUUAUGAUCUUAUUCUUCGACAAAAUGGACAAUAGCGAGGACUUCCAGAAUCUAAUGACCCGCAUUCAAUCUACUGAUUUUCAAAAAAUUAUCGAUUUUGUAGAAAACUCUCCAGAAAUUUUGGCUCUAAUUGAUAAAUUGGAAAAUUUAGGCUUUGAUGUUGACACAAUAAUCGAUUUCAUCAAAAGCUUCUUCGGAUGGUCUUAA
Messenger RNA from Ctenocephalides felis (cat flea), 648 nucleotides. Its product is annotated as protein G12-like. The transcript has 2 exons. NCBI's taxonomy places the organism in Eukaryota, Metazoa, Arthropoda, Insecta, Siphonaptera, Pulicidae. The record is from RefSeq and is a predicted model, not a curated record. The coding region runs from base 1 to 648 and encodes 215 amino acids.